Messenger RNA from Pogona vitticeps (central bearded dragon), 321 nucleotides. The record is from RefSeq and is a predicted model, not a curated record. Lineage: Eukaryota; Metazoa; Chordata; Lepidosauria; Squamata; Agamidae.
AAACUGAUGAAGCGGAUUGCAGAAAUGUCCGAUCUUAAGCCUGUGCUUCGCAAAUUGCCACGAAUCAAGAAGUACCUCUUAAACAACGACAAUAUGCGGUGUUCAUUGAAUGCUACACCCCAGCAGAUGCCCACCGCUGCAAAAGAAAUAGAAAAAUUUAUAAAGAGUAUUGUCAGGAGUAAAAAAGAACGAAAACCCGUCCGUCCACAUGUGAUUGAGAAGCCAUUAGACCCCAAAUCAGCUGGCCCUGAGGCACUGACAUGCUCCCAGAUCCCAAGGAAGCUAAUUACGGUAAGCCUGGAUUAAUUAAUUUAGGCAAUA